Oenanthe melanoleuca is the source of this 1152-nucleotide messenger RNA. It is a transcript of the gene SPMIP4, whose product is annotated as sperm microtubule inner protein 4. NCBI's taxonomy places the organism in Eukaryota, Metazoa, Chordata, Aves, Passeriformes, Muscicapidae. The record is from RefSeq and is a predicted model, not a curated record. Gene Ontology annotation, cellular component: centrosome.
AUGACCAGGAGCAUGGACUCACCAUGGAAAAGUAAAAGUAGCAUCAACCUGAUGAUAUUCUACAAUGAAAUGACAGACAUGGUCAGGACAAUGGAUAUUGUUGACUUAAGUCAGGCUUUUGACACUGUUCCCCAUAAGAUCCAUACACAGAUGAUGAAUUAUGGCCUGAAUGAGAAUGAAAACUGGCUGAACUGCUGGGCCCAGAGGCUUCCCAAACCACCAGACACUUUGGCUAGACCACUGUACCUACCAUUUCCCCCCUCUCAUUCACUCUACCCUACACACAUUUCUAAGUACACCAUGUUCCCAAACUUCAGAUCACCUGAGGGUUGACACACUGGGAUCAAUUCAAGCAGCCAUCAACCUUUCCAUUCCAGUUUCUCUAGGAAGACUUUUGACAUGGUUGUUCUCAGAAGGACCAGAGAUAACCCAGACUACAGCCAGCUUUCCAAAUUUGUCAAAGAAAAUGGUCAAAUAUAUUAUCCAAAUCCACCAAAUACAACUAUCCCCAGCCCCAUUUUAAAGCUCAAAUAUAACUUUUUUCCAAGAAUAACCAAUAUGCUACAAAACACUGAAAGGGCGCUGGAGAUCACAACAUAUAGCCAGGUCUUCACAGGAAGAGUUCCAAUACACUGCCUUAUCCUGGGUAAUUACAUAAAAGCAGUUUGCAAAUUGACUGAAGAACUAGGUGAAGACACAGAACUAAUAAAUACUGCAUCUACUAAGAAUCUCAUGCUUUCACCACAAAGAAACAUUUCUGCAGGUCUGUCACAAGUGAGACCCCCUGAAGGGUGCUCUGCAUGCUUACUUCAAGGUGAACAUCCCCAUGAAUCAAUUCUGCAAGAACAGUACUCCUUCAGGCAGCAGCUUUCAGGAAGGCCCAAAUUUGAAUCCCUUCCAAAAUCUGCAUGUCUGCCUGCUUGGAAACCAGAGGAUGGGCCAAGGGAGAUAACACUGCCUGGAUGGAUCCUUAGCUGUGAAGCUCCUCAGCACCAGACAGCACUGAUGGAGCUGCAACAUUCCUUCUCCAAGACAGCAGCACAAAAACAUUUACAUGAUUCCGUAAAAGGAGAGAGAAAAAAUCUCACAGAUACUACUACUGAGAGAAAGAGACACAAGAAUUAUGGUUUCAAUGCUUUUUUAUUUCUUUAA